Messenger RNA from Perca fluviatilis (European perch), 2387 nucleotides. It is a transcript of the gene klf17, whose product is annotated as Kruppel-like factor 17. Gene Ontology annotation, molecular function: DNA-binding transcription factor activity, RNA polymerase II-specific; RNA polymerase II cis-regulatory region sequence-specific DNA binding. The transcript is spliced from 3 exons. The record is from RefSeq and is a predicted model, not a curated record. The coding region runs from base 105 to 1469 and encodes 454 amino acids. Gene Ontology annotation, biological process: regulation of transcription by RNA polymerase II. NCBI's taxonomy places the organism in Eukaryota, Metazoa, Chordata, Actinopteri, Perciformes, Percidae.
ACAUCUGUCAAAGUUACCAAACAGGUGCUCAAUGGACAGAGAGCAAAGUCUCUGUUCGCGUUUACAGUUUUAAAUUCUUGCAUUUUGUCAUCUAACCGUUCAGCAUGGCUAUGGCUGAAGCAGUGAUGCCUGCCAUAACAUCGUUUCUAAGUGGUCAAACGAUGGAAGGAAAACAGUUCGACAAUAUGUGCAAGCUGGAUCAGUGUGCACGCAGCAGCGCAACAGGUGGCGCAGACAACCCGCUCAUCGAAGUGGAGUUCAGCAUAGUGCAGUCUCCUGGUUUACUGGCCAAAGACGACGACGAGCUGGGAAGAUUCGUGGACCUCGAGUUCAUUUUGUCUAACACCAUAGACUCCGAUGUUGUAAGCAACAACGGGAACAUUUCUCCGCAGCCGUGCUUGUACUCCCUGCCGGAGUCACCGGAGAGCUGCAGCGGUAGUUCUGUGCCAGACUGUAGUGACCGCCCUCCAUCUCACCUGGCCGCGCAGAGCUACCACGGCACGGUAAGCUUCACGGGCUCGAGCCCAGUCCGCAGUCUCAUGGAGGAGCUUCUCACGCCAGAGAUGAGUUACCCGGGGGAGAGUUCACCGGAGUGCGAAGGAAGGGCGAGAGGCGUGCGGGAGUACACCGAACUGCGAGCGUUGAAUCCGGUCCCGGUUUCAGCUACUACCGCUCAUCACCAAGUAGCCACGUCUUCUCCACCGCUUGGAUACAAAAUCAAAACCGAGCCCAUAGGCCAGUCUUGUAUGAUGGCUACUGGUGACUUUAUGGGACAGGUGUAUGAGAAUCAUCAGAUGCGCUCCGUGCACCAAGGAGCUUUUACGCACCACCAGGCUACAGUCCCAGGUGCGUUGCCGGGAUUCGGUGCGCACCCCAUGCAGCACCCUACCCCCCAUGGACGCACAGAUUUCCAUUUGGCACAUAUUAACUCUCAUCCUCAACACCCUAGUCAACACCAUCUCCAAAAUCAGUACAUUAACGCACCCUACCAGCCGCAGUACGCGCACCAGAGUUUGACACAGUUUCAAGGACAGUACAGCAUCCACAGAGAGCCAGUCCGCGGUCACCAGCAGCACCAUCCGGCUUCUAUGCAGGGGAUGAUGCUCACUCCUCCUUCUUCGCCAUCGUUGCUGGAGUUUUACUCUCAGGAUGAGGCGGGGAGCGUCAAACAGAAACGAGGCCGCAGGUCGUGGCCCAGAAAACGCGCUGCGACGCACAGCUGUGAUUUUCCUGGCUGUGGAAAAACCUACACCAAGAGCUCCCACCUCAAAGCCCACAUGAGAACACACACGGGUGAAAAGCCCUACCACUGUAACUGGGAAGGCUGCGGCUGGAAGUUUGCCAGGUCAGAUGAGCUGACCCGUCACUUCAGAAAGCACACCGGACACCGACCUUUCCAGUGUCACCUGUGUGAGCGUGCGUUUUCCCGCUCAGAUCAUCUGGCUCUCCACAUGAAGAGGCACAUGUAGGCCAAGUUAUGGAUACUUUUGUAUCCAAAUCCAUCAUGGGAUCAUGCCUGGAGCAUCCCAGAAGAAGCACGAGUUGUCCCCUCACUAUUGGACAGUUUGUGCAUCUGGCCCCAACCAAUGAAACAAAACGUUCCUGUAAUGGGCUUUAGCAUAUGAACGGUGCCUUUGUAGAGCGUUUACAGCAACCUGAUCAUACCCUGAGGUACCACACAUGGGGACAUUUUAUGUUUUUCAAAACAAGUGCCUCUCUAUCAGAAAAUAAGAAUGAAUGCUGGUGUUUUUUGUACAUAUCUGUGGAUAUAUGAACUUUGGCUAAAUUAUAGUAGUUUCUAUUUAAGACAUUUCCUCGCCCGUCUCUGAAAUAAGUUAUUGAUUGUUAGUGAGUGCCUUAACAAGACUGUAUGUGCUUCCCAAAUGGGAAAACUCACUGCGGGCAGGACCCAGACAUUUGUACAUAUUUGUAAAUUGUAUUUUGGAAUGUUUACAUCUUAUAUCUUUAAUACUACUCAAAUCAGGUCAAGGGUUUUUAUUGACAAUUUUUAUUGUAUUUUCUCAAUAUUGUUAGUCUACUAAAUAGAUGUUAUAGAUUUGCUGAGCUGUGUAGACCUACAUUUCAGAUUUUAUUUUUUUUUUGUUCUGUGAAGGUUUGCUUGACCUAUGCUAACAAGUACAGGUACUAAAGUUUAUUUUCAGCCUCUUUGAUCCCAAACAUAACCCUUACUUCACUCAAUUUAAAUGUUAUUUUACAGAUCAGUGUUUUCUGGGGAUACAAGUUUUUAUUAUGGAAGAUUUGUAAGAAUGGAGAAAUCCACUGUAACCAAUGGUUGAUUGGCUGUUCUUGAAACAGAAUUGCUACUCAGAUGUAUCAUUUUUCAACAAUUUUAUGUGCUCAGAAAAUUAAAAGUACUUUUACAAAUA